Molecule: messenger RNA, 6747 nt
Organism: Ophidiomyces ophidiicola
Lineage: Eukaryota; Fungi; Ascomycota; Eurotiomycetes; Onygenales; Onygenaceae
Exons: 2
Coding region: 1-6747 (2248 amino acids)
Cellular component (GO): cytoskeleton
Source: RefSeq, a predicted model, not a curated record
AUGGUUCACAUCUCUUCGUUUUUAGGUCCCGCCAAUCGGGCGCCCCAACUGCCUCCCCACGACUUGAAGCACAAUAGCUGCCACGAACCCAUCGUGCCUGUGGUGAAGCGGUCCGUAUCACCAGGACCGUCGAGCCUGACGGCUGCUGCUGCUGCUGCCGCUGCCGCUCCUCCUUCUGUCCGGGGCAUCUCGCGGCCUGCCUCUCCCGGUCGACUGUCGCUCCCAACCCUUGCUCGAUAUCAUUCCACCGCCGGCUCGCACCCUGCUUCCCCGGAAAAUAGGAGGACUGAAAGUCGUUUGAGCAGUGCAUACUACACCGCCGCUUGGGGUUCUCCGUAUGCUACGCCCAGUCCUAGGCGGCUGUCUUCUUCGAUAAGAAGCCGUCACGGCAUUGCUGACUUUGCAUUGGAUGCUUCUCCUGCCCACUCCAUGCUGAGUGGCCAGUCUGUCCCGUCGCAGAGGGAUCAUUCUAAUUUGCAAGACACUGGAGCGGCAUCAUCGAACGUUUCGCAGCACCUUUACGGUCCGCUUGGCCGACGAUUGGAGAAAGAUCAUCUCGUGCGGCAGGGCGGGAAAUCGAUCAAAGACUUCACCCAAGAUUGGAUCAAUCAAUAUCUUACCGGCCAAUCACGUUCCGAGCGAACGAAUUGGCUGAGCGACGAUUCGGGUGACGAUUUUGCUUCGUACCUGACUGCUAAAAACCACUUAAGUGAAUCUGAAGGCUGGUUGGGCCUCGACGACGAUCCAUUGGAAGAAGAUCCUUUGAAAACGCCGACAGCCGCUUCUUCAUUUGGACGAAAACUCAAGGAACGGGCUGGUAGGCUUGAACUGCCGAGGCUUCAAGCAAGGCAUCUCAAAACAAAUAGUACGGCUACGGUGAAACAAGCCGAUUUCUGGGAUUUCGGCUACGACCAAGACGCAAUUCCUACCACGAUUCCCAAUUCUGCGACUGGCACUGAGCACAUGGUUCGAGCGCCAGGUCUAUCAAUAUCCGGUGUAGAAAAACCACUCCCUCCUCCGCCAGAUAUGGAUGCGGUGCCUGUAAGCCCAGCGCCAGCGCCGAAUCCGAAGCCUGCGCCUACUAGUAGAAGCACGCCUCAAAGAACCAAAAAGCGGGUGGCAUGGCGCGGAAAACAAUGUGUAAUUGCGCUACCUAUUCAUGACGUCCGCGGCUCAAUCGAACACACAGGGCCUUUACUGACACCUGCCGACGUGGAGUUACGCCUUAAAAAAUGGGAAGCGGAAGGUUAUAAUGUUCGAACGCUUGGUGUGGACGUCUCGCAAAGCCGUCCUGCCUUCCCUGAUACCACUGAAUUUCAAAGGGGACCCGAACAGAAAAACUAUGCAGUUCGGUUUCCUAACAAAGCAGAAUGGGAUUCCUAUGUAAAUUUUUUGAACGAGGAGAAGCUCAGAGCUCUUGGAGUCUCUCUUGGAGGCAACGACGUAUCGCCUGCUCCAGUGAGCCAGACUCCGACUCAGUUCUUUGGGAAUACUGUUUCUCCCCCUCUUCCCACUUCUUCAGCAGCGAGUAAUCAUCUUAAUAUGACGGGAAAUCCCCUGGCUGCGAUCCUUGCGCAGACAUCGAAGACUCUUACCUCCUCAUCUCCCUUCGGUUAUCCUGCUAGUUCUCCAUUUCCCAGUGGACCUGCGUCGUUUUCAAACGAGCCAGGAUAUCCAUUUUUAUCCUAUCAGACACCAGCGGCGACUACACAGGGUACUCUUACACCUCAAAAUGUGUACGGUCUUCAGCCUAGUGUUAUAUCACCUGCGGGCGGUGCAACUUUGCCGAAUUUUGGUUCGUUAUUGCAGCCUGUAUCCCCACUGACUCCGGAUGAUUCGAAGCAAUUCUCAACGGGCAUCAAUGUUCAUGCGAUGAGUCACGGCUUCAAUACUCAUCAUCACCAAACAACGCAACUAGAUGAGACAGGCAAUAUGCUUUCACCUCCUGUAGAAAAUCGUGCUUUGGUAGUUGAAGGGAAUUCAGAAACAAUGGUGUCGUCCUCUGGGCCUGAGAUAGCACAUCCAACUCCAAGAGGCCAUCGUCAUAACCUGAGCGAAACUCUUCAGAGAGGUGUCGAACGGGCAGAUUUCCAGCUGGAGAGUUCUAUAAGGAUGCAGUCUGGAGAUCACAACAUUGUCCAACCCCACAACGACUUGAUGCAGUCGCGAUGGGCGGUACAUAAUGAUGCUAUUCAAAAAGCCUUCAUUUCCCCCGUACAAAACAACCAGCAGCCACAUUCCCUUCCGCAACAAUUUUUUGGCGACCAGCUUCAUGAAGAUGGCCAGCUUGAUGGUUCCGAAAUUGAUACAAAUCCGAGCCUGAUGGGGACUCCAACCAAUGAAAGCAUGCACCACCAUAAUUUCAGCACGUCUAAUCACCACUCUAGCAGUACAGGCACAUUUAUUCCAAGUCAUCAAGCGAAGGCCUCUAUGUCGAACCUCAACAUUGGUGCCAAGGCGUUUGAUCCAACAGCCUCUUUCUCACCCACCAAUUUUUCCUUCGUGGCCAAUAAUUUCCAGCCAGGGUCUAACAGGAAUAAUUCGGUGUUCAGCCCUAUCUCACAACAUAGCGCGAAGUCGGGUAAUUUCCAUGUAAACUCGCCAUCUUUGGCUGGGCAAUCAACUCGGGGAUCGAUUUCUAGUCGGUUCAAAUUCUCAGCAGCCUCAUUCAAUGUAGAGGCUCCUGUGUUCAACCCAGGCAAGAGUAUACAUAUUAACAGUGAUGUCCGAGAUGUAUCGGUAGGAGAUGAACAGAAGAUCUUUGGUAGUCUUGAUUCGUCAGUAAUCGUGCCGCCUGCCAAAAAGUCAAAGGCAAUACCAAUCGUACGACCUGAAGAGCAGCUAAAAGGGGACGAGAAGAACAACGACAUUCUCGAAGAUGAGGCCGGUCGCACAGGGAAACAAGGUCGUGAGAAACGUGUUCGAAGAUCUCAACGAGAUGACGAUCAAGAAGUAUCUUUGCCUGAUCUAGCAGAUAUCCCAGCUAGUGCUAAACAAAAUUUGCCCACGGUCGAUUUAACUCAACUUUCCGACAACGAAGCCCAUAAUUUUAUUCCGCUUGGAAUAUCAAUUGACGAUGAACUUGAAGCAGAAACAGAAAGAUCUACUCAUACGACGAUUAGUGAAUCUACCACUUGGAAACCAUUUGAAUUCAAAAACGAGGAGGAUGCUGCGGCUUUCCAUGCUGCACUUCCACUUGGCCCCUCUUUUGCCUACGGAAACGAUAAGUCUCCGUUAGAUGAACGCCGGGUGUCGGCUGAUCAGAAUAUGGAAGAUGUUAUCGCCACAGUGGCUGAAAAUGGCCAAAAAGCUACCUCUCAGAAUGUUGUUGAGGACACCCCACUGGCAUUCUCAAACCUAGAGCCAACCGCAGCUCUUUUUGAGUUCCAGCCUGCUACAGCCGACUCUCCAGUAUCGGCCAUAUCUGAGCUUCGUCCUUCAGAACGAGAGAAGGUAGUUGGCUUAGAAGGCUCCAAAUAUAUUGCGCCAAGUCCUCCCAUUUCUCCUAUCACCAGAGAGACUUCGCUUACUCCCGAAGAACAGGAAGUUCAAGUGAACGCCGGCAGUUUCGACGACGAGGUGGAGUAUAAUUCCUCCGACGAGCAAGAAAUUGACGCUGUAAUGCGACAGCUCAACGAGGAUGAUUCUGAUCUUGGUGUUGAGAGAACCGAGCCUUCGUUCCUUCAGCAUUCGGUAGAAAAUAGAAAUUUCUCCGAGCGCCAAUAUGAUACACCUGAGCUUAGUGCACCAAGUUUAGUUCGCAGUGAUGCUCCCAGCCCAAGUGCUCAUGGCGGUCAAUUUGCACAAGUGAAUCUGCCAAAACUAAAAACAAGCCUGACUGCAUCUUCACACGCCAUGUUCGCUCCUCAACAUAGUUCUAACCUUGGAUAUAAAUCUCCCAUCCGCCAAUUGAACAACCCUGACAUUGACCACAUCAGUGAAUGGGAUGAUGCAAUCUCAUCCGCCCAAGAUGAGGAAUUCCAGCAAAGAGCACGCUUCUUUGAUACACACGUUGAUGAAGUUAUUGGAGCAGUAUUAGAUGAUCGUCUUGUUCCUUUAGAAAGAAUGUUGGACACAAUUGAGAAUUCAAUUGCUUUGCUUGCAGCGCAAACAAUGUCCAAAGGUACACCUGCUGAUGUAGAGCAUAGUGAUGCUGAUGACGAGGACGAAGAUGACGAAGAUGCCGCAAAACACAGAUCCCGGUCCCCUCUGAAGAAGCAAAAUCGACUGAUCGAGAAGAUCAAGCAGGCAGUUGUGGAUAGUUUGGUGGCAAGUAGGGCUCGAGAGGAGGCUCCUCUGCGAAGGGAUUUCUCUGAAAUUCAAGAGUCACUAUCGGAGCUGAGAACUUUCACAGCCCAGUCGGCUGCUCGAGAUGUACCCCCUGUCGACUUUUCUGAGGUCCACGCUUCUCUUUCAGUGUUAAAGACGCUAGUCACAGCAAAGUCGGGCGAGGAUGAAAACAGUAAAAUGAAGGCUGACAUCGUGGACUCAAUUGUGAAUCACCCAAAACUCACUGCCUUGAUUGGUGCGUCAAAUUCUGUUAAAGACGCAGAGAAGCUCGAAAUGCAGCUAGAAGGACUUCAAAACAUGUUGCGCCUUGCGGAGGAGCGGUCUGAUGAAGAGUACAAUAACCGCAGAAGAGUGCAGGACUCUCUAUCUGACACUCAAAGGCAUCUGCAAGCUGCUGAAGAGGAUGUCGCCAAAUACAAGCUCGCUGCCGAGGCUGCUGAGCAAGCAUUAGAAAACUUCAAGGGACAGAAAUUGCCCGAGCUUGACCGAUUAGAAAAACAAUCAGUAUUGCUUAAUGAAAAUCAAGAAAGUCUCCAACUGACGCUUUCAGAACUCUCCCAGAAAAAUAUCACUCUUCAGGGCACCCUAGACGAAUAUAGAGAAACCGGGGAUCAUUUACGUUCUCACCUCGAAGAAGUCAAGUCUGAAAACAAGGCACUUUGCCAAACCAUCAGUGUGUUGAAAGCUCAAAUGGAAGAUGGGCUACAUUCCCGGAAAAAUCUGCGAGGGAAGUUUGAAAAACUUCAGGAGGAUAUGGCGACCGCAACAAGAGACAUCGCCCGCGACCAAUCAUCUUGGAGGAAGAGGGAGGAGCAACAGAACAUUGAGUACAAUAUUCUCAAAGCUCAGCUCGAGGAUGAAGUUAAACGUCGCCAGAAGUUGGAACUCCAUGUUGGCGAUCUAGAACAGAAGGAGAGGGAGGCCACAAAACUGCGGUUUAUUCUUGGCCAAUCCCAGGAAGAGAACGCAAGAUUGGAGGAGUUGCUAAUAAUGGUGCGACAGGAGAGCCAUGACUAUCAAAGUAAAGCUGCCCGGUAUGAGCAAGAAUUCAUCGAGGCGCGUAAUAGCAGCUGUAUCGAAAUCCAGAGAGUGAGAACCUCAAUGGAAGCGGACUUAGACAACGCAAAUCACCAGGUCAACUUUGUUCGUGCUGAGCUAGAAAACCAAAUUAACAAUAUUGAAAAUCAGCUAGAGAGCACAAAGAUGGAUGCUGAUACUGCGAAGGCAAAGCAUGAGCUUAUGCUAGAAGAAGCUAGAGAUUCCAAGAUAGCUGCACUUCGAGAAGCUGCAGAAUCCAAGGAGCUGGCUCUUCAGGAACAGCGUCUUGUGCACGAACGCACGUUGAAUGACCUUCGAGAACGACAUGCUCGAGCUCUGCAUAAUAGUUCAGAAGAUCGACAGCGCGAAGAGUCUCACUACAUGGAGCUUCUUGCUCUCCGAGAUGAAAAGAUUGACCACUUCCAUGACAAAGUUGCUCUGCUAGAAGAGAGACUCGAGAUCGCCAAGACAGCUGCCCGCACAGCUGCACAAGCUGCGCAGGACGCAAAGGCAGCGCAUACCGUGUCUCCCAGUCAGGUUUUCUCGCCAUCAAUGAGGGUCUCUAAAGGCAGCAAUAUUCCUGAAAAGAUUUCACCCCAAGCACUGCGCGAAUCUAUUAUGGUGUUGCAGGAUCAGUUGCAGCAGCGUGAAGGCCGUAUUGAAGAGCUUGAGCAUGAACUCUCACUUGUCGAUAAGGAUGCCCCAAUGAAAAUCAAAGAAAAGGAGACAGAGAUUACCUGGCUUCGCGAGCUACUCCAUGUUCGCUUGGAUGACUUACAAGAUAUCAUCCAUGUGCUCUCACAAUCAUCAUUCAACCAAAGUGCUGUGCGCGAUGCUGCCAUUCGCUUAAAAGCAAAUUUGCAAAUGCAGCAGCAAGAAAAAGAACGAAUCAUGACCGGUAGCACUCAAACCUUCCCUUCUCUUGCUAGUAUCUCAAGCCUUGCUGCCUCACCUCGUGCGCUACCACUUGCUGCUGCUGCCGCAUGGGGGAACUGGCGUAAAGCAAGGGAGACAAAUGUUACCGAUAGCGGGCCGAACAGCGCUGAUCACACGCCUUCUAAGACGUCGACCUCUCAAACGUUCCUAUCCGGCCUUUUGACUCCUCCGAAUUCGAACACGCGGCAAUUGCCGUUGAACCGAUCUGCUCCUCCCCAGAGUCGGGUGUCCUCUGACAGCCGCCCAUUAAGGUCUUCUGGCCGAAGUCUCCACAGACCAUCAACAUUGCAACCCAGCCAAGCAAACCGUCAAAUGGCGGAACCGCCGCGGACACCGCCACUUUUGCAAACAUCAAGCUAUGACCACGACGCAGAGUCCGCUGGUUUUGAUGAUGCAUAUGACAAUGAGAGCAUCCUUGGCGGCAUUUUAACCCAAAACCCUGAUGUGGCAGCAGACGAUGGCCCAUUUGGCCCGGCGAUCUAA